Molecule: messenger RNA, 624 nt
Organism: Aspergillus tanneri
Lineage: Eukaryota; Fungi; Ascomycota; Eurotiomycetes; Eurotiales; Aspergillaceae
Product: fungal specific transcription factor domain-containing protein
Exons: 4
Coding region: 1-624 (207 amino acids)
Biological process (GO): regulation of transcription by RNA polymerase II
Cellular component (GO): nucleus
Molecular function (GO): DNA-binding transcription activator activity, RNA polymerase II-specific; RNA polymerase II cis-regulatory region sequence-specific DNA binding
Source: RefSeq, a predicted model, not a curated record
AUGCGGACCCUGCAGGAAGGCGGGGAGCCCAAGCUGGUUAUAGCCUCGCAAGACAAUGGAGUCGCCUUAAACCACAGCCCAUCUAGAGGUUUCAGUCCGAACACUCAGCCUUCUGAUGCAGCCAGUGUCGACUGGCUGAUUGCCAAAGUCCGUGAUCUAGAACAGAAGCUUGCCCACAACAUCUCCAAAUGCAGUGUUGGAGACGGUAACCUCGAACGGCUGGAACAUGGAACACCUGUACGCAGCACUGGCGUAGUAUCCAAGACGCGGUACUUUGGCCGAAGUCAUUGGUCUAACUUGAUACAGCUCCUAGCCGUCGAACUUUCUCUCCUCAAACGCUCUGAGCUUGAGAAAGAUGAACUGUAUCAAGUUUUAGCAAACCUGAAGUCCUUAGCUCGUGAGAUCAAAGGGAACCGUGUCCAAUCGCUAUCGUCAACCGAUCUUGGCAGGCAUAUUCCCGCUCGGGAUGUCACUGAUCUGCUUGUCGAUCACUACGUGCGGAAUUUCGAAGGCACCUUCCGCAUUCUCCACAUCCCAACCUUCCGCUGCCAUUACGAAAAGUACAGACAGGAUCCCAGCUCGGUCAGCGAAGGAUUCAUUAUCCAGCUCCAGCUUUUGAUCUAA